Electrophorus electricus (electric eel) is the source of this 4550-nucleotide messenger RNA. It is a transcript of the gene aox6, whose product is annotated as aldehyde oxidase 6. NCBI's taxonomy places the organism in Eukaryota, Metazoa, Chordata, Actinopteri, Gymnotiformes, Gymnotidae. The record is from RefSeq and is a predicted model, not a curated record. Gene Ontology annotation, molecular function: xanthine dehydrogenase activity; molybdopterin cofactor binding; iron ion binding.
CCCUUAACUGCAACUCCACUGUCUUUCCGUACUGGCAAGCAACUAGGAGUUAAGAAAAUGGCCGAGAAGACAAGCGAUCGCCUGCUUGUCUUUGUCAAUGGUAAAAAGAUAACCAUCAACAAUGCAGACCCGGAGACGACGUUACUGUCCUUUCUCAGAGAGAGCUUAUGGCUUACGGGAACCAAGUAUGGAUGUGGCGGAGGAGGAUGUGGAGCGUGCACUGUCAUGGUGUCCAGAUACGAUGCCCAGACCAAGAGCAUCCACCAUCUCUCUGCCAACGCCUGCCUCAUGCCCAUAUGCCAGCUCCACGGAGCAGCCGUGACCACUGUCGAAGGAAUCGGUAACACCAAAACCAGAUUACAUCCUGUACAGGAGCGUAUUGCGAAGGCACACGGCUCUCAGUGUGGGUUCUGUACUCCAGGGAUGGUGAUGUCCAUGUACACACUGCUGAGGAACAAACCCAAACCCUCCAUGGAAGACAUAACAGAGGCUCUAGGGGGUAACUUAUGCAGGUGCACAGGAUAUCAGGAGAUUAUUGAUGGUUACAGAACCUUCUGUGAGAACAACAACUGUUGCCAACAAAAUAACAAUGUCUGCUGCAAGUCCAACGAAAGCAGACUUUUGGAACACGACAAGAAUGGCAAGGUGGAGCUCUUCCGUAAAGAGGACCUUCUUCCUCUAGACCCCACACAGGACUUAAUCUUCCCACCAGAGCUCAUAAGAAUGGCUGAAAGUCCGGAGCAAACCACUCAGAAGUUCCACGGGGAACGGAUGACUUGGAUCUCCCCCAUCACCCUGGAUGAGCUGGUCCAGCUGAAAACUCAAUAUCCACAAGCCCCUGUUGUCAUGGGUAACACCAAUGUAGGACUGGAUAUCAAGUUUAAAGGGGUCCUCCAUCCCAUAAUAAUAUCGCCCACUCGAGUGAGGGAACUGUUUGGAGUUGAGCAGAGACCAGAAGGUGUGUGUAUUGGAGCAGGCUGCAGUUUAUCCACAGUGCAGAGUGUGUUGGAGAGGUGUGUGUGUUCUCUCCCAGCAGAACACACACAGACAUACGCCGCACUGCUGGGACAGUUACGGCACGUGGGAGGACAACAGAUCCGCAAUGUAGCUACUCUGGGUGGCAACGUUGCCAGUGCGUAUCCGAACUCUGAUCUGAACCCCAUCCUUGCUGCAGGAAGGUGCUCUCUGUUGCUGCAGACCAAAGAGGGAAAGCGCAGAGUUCCACUGGAUAAGGAUUUCUUUGUGGGUUUUAGAAAAACGACUCUGAGACCUGAUGAGCUUGUGUUGUCUGUUUUCAUUCCGAUUUCCAGGAAGGGCGAGGUUGUCCGUGCAUUCCGUCACGCUCCCCGUAAGACCAAUGCCCUGCCGACGGUGACCACAGGCAUGCGCGUGUGGUUCCAUGAUGGCUCAGACGUAGUGCGGGAGAUGAGCGUGUACUACGGAGGAGUCGGAGCUUGCACCUUCUGCGCAGAGCGCACGAGCCAGCAGGUCACGGGCAGGCCAUGGAACGAGGCAACUUUAAAUGAGGCGUACAGGGUGCUGGUUGACGAGGUCACUCUAGGGGUGUCGGCCCCCGGGGGUCAAGUGGUCUUCCGCAGGUCGCUGACCCUCAGCCUGUUCUUCAGAUUCUACCUGCAUGUGCUCCAGUACCUCAAAGACAUGAACCUGAGCGUGGCCGAGGUCCCCUGCGAGCAGAACAGCGCCAUGGAGCCCCUGCCCUGCGUCAUAGGGCCGGGCUACCAGGAGUUCCAGGAUGCGGUAGAGGUGCGGUCGGCCCAGGACCCUGUGGGUCAGCCCGUGCCGCAUUCCUCUGCUCUGACCCACGCUACAGGGGAAGCGGUCUACUGUGAUGACAUCCCACACAUGAACAGAGAGGUCUUCCUCUCUUUGGUCACCAGUACCAAGGCUCAUGCUAAGAUCAUCCACAUCGACGUGAGUCGAGCUUUAGACAUGCCUGGUGUGGUGGACGUGAUUACGGCCAAAGAUAUUCCAGGCCAGAAGUUUCAAUCAUUUACUGGAAUCAAUGAGGAAGUACUGGUUGAAGAAGAGGUGACCUGCGUGGGUCAGAUAAUUUGCGCAGUCGUCGCGGAUACAAAGCAGCACGGCAAACUCGCGGCAGCAGCACUGAAGGUCACUUACGAGGACCUGCCGGACCGAAUUUUUACCACAGAGGAGGCAGUGGAGCAGUGCUCCUUCUACGCGCCCCAGAGAACGCUCCAGAGGGGAGACAUACACAUGGCGUUCCAGGAGGCUGAGCACAUUUACGAAGGAGAGAUCCGUGUGGGCGGGCAGGAGCACUUUUAUAUGGAAACGCAAAGCAUGCUGGUCAUUCCUGCGAGGGAACAGAAGGAGGUGAAAGUCUAUCUGUCCACCCAGCACCCAACGUGUGCCCAGAUGUCUGUGGCAGAGACCCUGGGCAUUCCGGCCAAUCGCGUGUCUUGCCACGUUAAACGGGUCGGCGGGGCGUUCGGUGGCAAAAUCACCAAAGCAUCCAUCCUGGCCUGCAUUACUGCGGUGGCAGCCUGGAAGACCGAGAGGCCUGUGCGUUGUGUCCUGGAAAGGGGGGAGGACAUGCUGAUCACAGGAGGUCGCCACCCCGUGUUGGGGAAGUACAAGGUGGGCUUUAUGAAUGAUGGCAAAAUCAUUGCAGCUGAUGUCCACUAUUUUGUCAAUGCAGGGAACACGCCUGAUGAGUCUGUGCUGGUUGUUGAGAAGAUGCUAGUUCAACUGGAUAAUGCUUAUAACAUCCCGAACCUUCGUGGUCAGUCAGUUGCGUGCAAGACCAAUCUGCCAUCCAGCACAGCUUUCAGAGGUUUUGGUGUGCCACAGUCCAUGGUUGUUAUCGAGAACAUGAUCCACGAUGUUGCCAUGACGCUUGGUCGCCCCGCUGAAGAGAUCAAGGAGAUGAACCUGUAUAAGGGCUUGUCCCGCACCCACUACAAGAUGGAGUUCGACCCCGAGAACCUGCACUGCUGCUGGGUGGAGUGUAAGAAGCGGUCUGAGCUCGGGCGUCGACGGCCGGCUGUCGCCGAGUUUAACCGGCGGAACCGGUGGAAGAAGAGGGGCAUCGCCAUGGUGCCCAUCAAAUACGGCGUGGGAUUUGGACACUCGUUCCUACAGCAGGCAGCUGCACUGGUGCACAUAUAUAAGGACGGCUCUGUGCUAGUAAGUCACGGGGGGAUUGAGAUGGGCCAAGGCCUACACACCAAAGUCCAACAGGUCGUAAGUCGUGAGCUGAACAUCCCUCUGUCUCUCAUCCACAUCUCGGAGACGUGCACGAGCGCUGUGCCCAACACAAAUCCGACCGCGGCGUCCUUCGGCACCGACGCCAACGGCAUGGCUGUCUGGGAUGCUUGUCAAACUCUGUACAAAAGACUGGAGCCAGUCAGGAAGAAGGAUCCCAGUGGCACAUGGAAAAGCUGGAUUGCUACAGCGUUCCAAGAGAGAAUCAGCCUGUCGGCUACCGGAUUCUACAGAGGCCAUGAGCUGAGUAUGGACUGGCAGAAACAGGAAGGAAGGCCAUACACGUACUUCACAUAUGCUGUCUGCUGCAGUGAGGUGGAGCUGGACUGUCUAACAGGAGAGUACAGGACUGUGAGAGCAGAUAUUGUCGUGGACAUCGGGAAGAGUAUAAACCCAGCCAUCGACAUCGGCCAGAUCAAAGGUGCAUUUAUGCAGGGCCUGGGUCUCUACACUAUGGAGGAGCUGAAAUUCUCCCCUUCCGGCUCCUUGCACACGCGUGGUCCGGGUCAGUAUAAGAUUCCUGCCGUGUGUGACGUGCCGCUGCAGUUCAACGUCUACCUGCUACCCGGUUCUCAGAACCCCUUCGCCAUCUACUCCUCAAAGGGCAUCGGGGAGCCCAUUGUAUUCCUGGGCAGUUCAGUGUUCUUUGCCAUGAAGGAGGCCAUCACCGCAGCCCGGACAGAUGUGGGUCUGAGUGGACCGUUCCCUCUACGCACCCCCGCUACGCCAGAACAUGCCUGCCUUGCGUGCAACACGCACUUCAACCAGAUGAUCCCAAAAAUGGAAGCAGGAACUUCACCACCAUGGGCAAUGGAGCUCCCUUGAUGCAGUUUAAACCCACAAUCACAUCCGCUUCAAAAUGAUAUGGUUUAAACCAUCUGUUGAAAGUAUUACAAAAUUAAAGCAUUAGAUAAUUAAACAUGAGAUUUGAUUUAUUACUAUGAAGUCUUCUAAUGUGCAGGACUAUACUAAUUAUUUUAGCCAUUUUGCUCACAUAGAUUAAUUUCAGGAAUUUGUGAUCUUUUACCAUAAAUCUGCCUAAAUUUUACUCAACAUUCAUUUGAGAUUGCCCAAUAAAUAGAAUUGUUCUGGUUAUAGCCUUGAUGAUGAUGUGUUUUAUUAGCAUUUAUAAUUAAUCAGGAGUCUUGUGGGCAAAAAUAAAUAAAAUCCUCUGAAAUUAAUUACUAUAUAAACCUGGAACACUCAGAUUACAUGUGCUAGUUUUAUUGAAAUGACCAAGUUAUAGAUUUUCAUAUGUGUAAUCAAGAAAAAAUCUACAGUGUCAAUAAAUAAACCGCUUAUAUGAA